CAACCUUUAUUAUGCACAACAACAAAAACACAUGUUCCUCUUGACUUGAUCGAGACAAGUUCAAGCCAAUGUCGAGCGAAGUGACCCUCAAUCUGCGGACUUCUGUGCCUAAAAUGGCCCCUCAACCCCGUGCGGUCGUCGUCAAACCGGCCGAGAACCUGGCGGUCAGCUUAGCUCAGAUCCAAGAGCUUUUCCAUCCGGAUGUUGGAGGGUCUUGUUCCACCUCGGUUUCGCUGCAGUUCGAGCCUCCGGACGCUAUGGAGCGACUAGCAUCUUGGCUGGAGGCCUUGAGGCACGCCACCAAGUUCUCUGACCAAGUGGCUGUCCUGGACCAGAUAUUUGAGGACGGAUGGGCGUCUACGUCUAACGUUUGGUUAGCACUGGGGCUCUUCCUAACCUUCCCGCCCUCCUCGCAUUUGCUCAACCGUAUUCGAAAACAAUUGACCCAAACUUCAGAGGUCGACGCCCUUAGUCGCCCUUUGGUCAGUAUUUUGACCGUUUUAGCCCGCCAAAACGAGUCCAUUUUAGGUCCGGCCUUGGGUCGAUGUCUGGAAAGCGGGCCAAUUACCAAACAGAUCGUCGUGGCUGCUUCCGAGCAAUUUAUGCCCUUGGUUCUGAAUCAGAUUUUGAGCAUGAAUCCGGGAGUUUUUAAUCAAGAGCCCCAGUUCACAUCCUUGAUCCGUGCAUUAGGCCAAUUGUCUUCCCUGGGGAAUAUUGACCCACCCCCGAAAUCUACUCUUAAGGCAUUGGCCGAUCUGACACGAGCCCCAGAGACCUCCAUGGACCACAAGCUCAAUUUUUGCUUACCGGUUUGUCGUUGGAUGCUGCUCACCCAUGAUGUCUUGAUUACUUGCCAAUCUAUGGUUGCUGAUCUGGAACUGGACCACGACCCAAGCGCUGAAGUGUGUUUUAUACAAGCCUUUAUAGUGAGUUGUAGGCCUAAAAUGUUUCGUGAACAAGGUCCCAAAGCGGUGGACAGGAUUCUAGUUCUAACAAAAAAGCAUCCAAGCGGACCUGUGCUUUUGCAAGUCUCUCGAUUUGCUGUUCAGUUCCUCAAGAGAAUCAAAGCCGAAUUUACUUCGUCGUCUGAUAUGGAAAUGGAUCUUGAAAAGUGCUCCUCUCAGUUGGAAGAUCUCCUGUGGAUCCUGUUCGAAUCGAAAAUCGAGAGCGUCCGACACAACACGUGCAAUGCCUUAGCUGCACUGAUUUCAAUCCUGCAACACAAGGACAAGCAACAUCUGGAUGGAAUUCUCCGCAGGAUUGUAUCCAUGAACUCGAGAUCCAAGAUCAGAUGUCUAGCAUUGCUUCAAGUUCUCAAAGCUCUGCCUUGGACUGGAACUUUGGACAAGCUUCUAGAUGAAUCCAUUCAGAAUGAGGUUACGGCUUUGUUUGAGGACGUACAUCUCAAGAAAUAUGCCAUCGAGCUCUACGAAGCAUUAUUGGUCUCCUCCCAUCAAGGCUCGACGGAAAGUCCCCAGGAAUGGCGGGAACAUUGGCUUCCUCCGCUAUUUCAGGCAUCGCAUGAGCCAGAAAUCGAGCACCUCAUUACCAAAGUCUGGCGAUUAUGUCCGGACUAUUUUGACAAUGUGAAUUCAACCCAUCAACCUACAGACAGUGAUCCAAAAUCUCAGAAGAUUUUCCUCCUUGUGAUCAAAAGUAAAAAGAGCUCGAACAAAGCCAAGUACGAGGAUUUCCUGGAUUUGAAAGUUUAUGUCCACUCAUUCCUGGCUUUCAACGAUGACGUGCGACUCUUGGCUUUUGAAAGCCUUAUAACUUCACGGAAAGGAGCCGAGCCUUACACAAAACGAGAACUUGAAAUUGUUUUGAAGCAAAGCAUGGAAAACAUGAAUUUGGAAACAAAUUGGGCCAAAGAGCGAUACAUGUCUCUAAAUAAGAAGUUUUGCUGCAGACUCUCUGCGAGUUGGGACGCAAUGGUUAAUCAGAUGGGUCUGGAUUACCUUUCUGCGUUUGUUCAAGAUCUACGGAAGAUUUAUUUCCAAUCUCUGUUUCCCGAGGCCAAUCCUCCUCGACGAGCGAUGGCCUUAGAGAGUAUACGAAUCGUUAGAGAGGCUCUUUCCAAGCAAUUUCAACCUGCUCGAGACCAAUUCGAAGGAAGCAUACUAAUCAAAGUCUUAGGAGACAGUUUUGAAAGCAAUAAAAGGCUGGCUUUGAACCUGCUGCAAGAUUUCAACUCUGACCAAUUAUCCUUGGCUACCUCCAGCCAAGUGGGUCCCAUCAUUGACAAAUGUCGAAUCAUGCAGAGAUCAACGAAUCCGGCGCAUUCGCUAGAAGCGGCAUAUCUGGUGCUGCUCCUCUCCAAACAAUGUGGAUACAAACAGUACCUCGGAAUUGAAGAUGCUACUCAAGAGGAUGUGAUCACGUUUACAAUCCAGCGAUUGCUAAGAGACUUGACCGAUCAACUAUCAGUUGCACGAUCAAAUUUGUCCCAAGCCGCACAAACUCAUCCAAUGUAUGGUGUGCUCCUUAACUUGCGGAUGUUUUUCGAAUUCAAAUUGAUAUCCAAGUCCGGUUGUUUUGGAGAUGAACUUGAAGCCCUAUUCAACUUAAUGACUGACAUUCAUGAGGUGAUUCUUCCUGUUUUACAAAGCGACGCUCCGGAGGGUGUGACAUUCGAAACAGAUGCUUCCAGUAGUGACGCCCAAGCUUUAUUGUUAUGUGCAUGGAGAACCAGCAAAGAAAUCAGUCUUCUCAUGACAUCCCUGGCCAAGGUGUAUCUCUUGACCAACCAGCACGAGCACUUAUGUGGGAUCUUCCGAUUUUUAUGCGAUUCUCUGUCGGUGUUGAAGCAUCGCGGAGCCUUUGAACAAGCACAUCUUGCUUUUGCUACUCUCUGCCAAGCAUUGGGCGGCUCCAAAAGACUGAAAAGUUUGGUCGACACGGAACUUGCCAAGGUCCUCCAGGCCAUCUCCAAUGGAGAGAGCUUGUGCAGUACUCGACGAAGUGCCGGGUUACCAUUCUUGAUAUUGUCCCUGGUGAGUGCUCAAGGUCGAGAAGAUCGAUCAGGAACACUUUCGUCGGUGAUGCAAUCUUUGUUUUCGAACGCAGAGGAUCCGGACAUUCCUGUAGCAUCACGAGUGAACGCCCUGCAUAUUUUAAGAGCUUUGUUUCGAGCCAAUGCCUUUGGUGACGAUAUGUAUACCUUUACUGAGCAGGGCCUAAUAACCACGAUAUCCGGAUGCAACUCCAACUUGUGGGAGAUCAGAAAUGCCUCUACCCUAAUGUACAGUACACUGGUCACACGCAUCUUUGGUGUGAAACGCGACAAAGAUGAGUUUUCGCAAAAAAAUGCCAUCACAACCAGGAUGUUCUUCCAAAAGCACCCAAGACUCUUUCACAUUUUUAAAGCUAUGCUUCAGAACUUGGUGGAAUGCUUGGACAAAGGUCGAGGAUCAACUUGGCCUCAAGAAUCGGUUUGUGUGCCAAUCUUGGUUUUGUUAGCCAAACUCAAACCCGCGCCGAUUUCAACUGGCGUUGAUCAAUUCCCGAUGACAGAAUACCUUCCCGUAUUGUGCCAAUGUGCUGGAAGUUCUAUUCAAAGGGUGCGUGAGUUGUCCGCUCGUUGCUUAAACCUAUUUGCCACUUCCCCUGCGUCACAUUUACAUGCCAACUGGCUCCUGGAUUGGCUCAGAUCACCCAAUCUGGACCUUUGUCCUUCGAAUACCACCAACCAACUCCAUGGACGACUAUUGAUAGUGGAAUACUUUUUACGAUUAAAUGGGCUGGAAUAUACCCGGGACAAGGAGCAGUUUGGUCGUUGGUGGCUGGAGAUCUUAUGGCAACGGUUUGAUGGCUUUGUUCUCCUUCUACGUCAUCCUUCGUUUAGUCUCCGAUGUGUGGUGUGUCGUAUCUUCUUCCAUUCCUUGGAACUGAUCCAAUUCGACGAAUCGACUCGAACACCAGAUAUGCUCUUAGAACUGAAUCGUGGGUUACUUCUUCAGCAUGAAAACCUAAUUGCAGAUCCUGAGUCUUGUCGGGAUAUUGCAGCAUUUCAUUUCCGAUCUCUAACCGUUGACUUAUUUGCCGCUAUUGCCCUUCGGUUCGAGGUCAACCUUGAAGACAUGAUCCUCAUGUUCAGAUUUGGCCCUGAGAGUUCCCGAAUGAGUAUCCUUCGACAAUUGGGCAACUCGCAGUCCCACUUUGUAUUGUCCCAAUUCAUUCCUCUUUUGUUGGAUUCUUGUCUCUCAAGUGGAUCCGUGAUAUUGGAACCACAGCACAAUGAGUUUUAUGAAUGCAUCCUCGAGGUGAUCAACAAGUGGUUGACGAGAGUUGAAAGAGACAAUGUGAAAAAUCUCUCGAGCUCUCAUUUGAAUCGAUUACAAGAGCUCGUCACCAUUUCUAUAAAUAGGGAGACAAUGAAGGAGCAAGAAGACGAAGAAGCAGAAGCAACAACGGCAAGGGCUCUAGAAACUGAGGACAAGAGUGCCAGAUUGAUGUGGUUUUCCCCACAAUUGGUUUGUUUGGCAUCGAAGUUGAAUUCUUGGAAUAAGAUCAAUUCGUCCGCAUUCUGGGAUUUCUUACUACAAGCGACAUCUCAUAAUGGUCUGGACACGGAUGAACAAUCCGCUCUGGCCAUUGUUCAAUGUCUUCAAUACUUUCACCAACAAACGCAAAACCCGACGCUUCUUGAUUGGCAGGAUUCCCUAGUGUGGUAUUUGGUUCUGACUUUGUGUUAUCAUAAUAAUUGGAACGUUCGAAAUGCCAUGUGUCAGUUCUAUCUGGCAAUGUUUCCCUUAGAGUCUCAUUCGCCACCAUCGCAGUUGGGACCUAAUUUCAUUCGCAGGAUCCAAUGUAACUUUGGAACGAUUGGUGGGGUCCUGAGAUUCUUGCAAGAUCUAGCGGAUGACCACUUCCAGGAGGAACGCGACGACUCGAUUUUCGACCAAAGUGCGGCUCAAAAUUGGCGGGAAAACCAUUUGAUCAGAAGCGACCUCAAAGAAACCUGUAUGGACUUCAUUCUGAAAUCCGAUGUGGAUCUGCUAGCCCUCCAAAACUCAGCCGGGCUCUGUGAGGGUCUAAAUUCGAAGGCUGCCCUUCUGACUUAUUUUGAUACAAGCUACAAAAGUGAGACUGGUUAACAGAAUGAUGAUCUAUUUUCAA
Molecule: messenger RNA, 5118 nt
Organism: Tigriopus californicus
Lineage: Eukaryota; Metazoa; Arthropoda; Copepoda; Harpacticoida; Harpacticidae
Product: thyroid adenoma-associated protein homolog
Exons: 12
Coding region: 69-5096 (1675 amino acids)
Biological process (GO): tRNA methylation
Cellular component (GO): cytosol
Source: RefSeq, a predicted model, not a curated record